Messenger RNA from Suricata suricatta (meerkat), 1514 nucleotides. RefSeq names its product acetyl-CoA acetyltransferase 2 (gene ACAT2). The record is from RefSeq and is a predicted model, not a curated record. Bases 83 to 1273 code for a protein of 396 amino acids. The transcript is spliced from 9 exons. Lineage: Eukaryota; Metazoa; Chordata; Mammalia; Carnivora; Herpestidae. Gene Ontology annotation, molecular function: acetyl-CoA C-acetyltransferase activity. Gene Ontology annotation, biological process: fatty acid beta-oxidation.
ACGUCAGCGGCUGUGCAAGGCUUUGCCUCACUUGCUUGCAGCGCCCGGCCCGCAGCAGCAGGAGAGAUUGUGGUGCGGCAGGAUGAGUGCAGGAUCUGAUCCCGUGGUGAUCGUCUCCGCGGCGCGGACCGUUAUAGGCUCCUUCAACGGUACCUUGUCCACCGUCCCUGUCCACGACCUGGGCUCAACGGUCAUCAAAGAAGUCCUGAAGAGGGCCGCUGUGGCUCCUGAAGAGGUGUCAGAGGUCAUAUUUGGACACGUUUUGACCGCAGGUUGUGGGCAGAAUCCUGUUCGACAGGCCAGUAUGGGCGCGGGAAUCCCCUUCUCUGUGCCAGCUUGGAGCUGCCAGAUGGUCUGUGGGUCAGGCCUCAAAGCCGUGUGUCUUGCAGCCCAGUCGAUAGGGAUAGGGGACUCGAGCAUUGUGGUUGCCGGAGGCAUGGAAAGCAUGAGCAAGGCUCCUCACUUGGUUCAUCUGAGGAGAGGAGUCAAGAUGGGGGAAAUGUCGCUGACGGACAGUAUACUCUGUGACGGGCUCACCGACGCCUUCCACAGCUGCCACAUGGGGAUUACAGCUGAAAAUGUAGCCAAACAAUGGCAAGUGAGUAGAGAAGAUCAGGACCGGCUUGCAGUUUUGUCCCAGAACAGGACAGAGAGUGCGCAGAAAGCUGGCUAUUUUGACAAAGAGAUUACACCAGUUUUUGUAUCUGGAAAAGUUCUUACCGAAGUGAAAACAGACGAGUUUCCUCGCCACGGGACCAACAUAGAAGCCGUGUCCAAGUUAAAGCCUUACUUUCUCAAAGAUGGAACCGGAACGGUCACCCCGGCUAAUGCCUCAGGAAUCAAUGAUGGCGCUGCAGCUGUGGUUCUUAUGAAGAAGUCAGAGGCCGAUAACCGAGGGCUUACACCUUUAGCACAGAUAGUUUCCUGGUCACAAGUCGGUGUGGAGCCUUCCAUUAUGGGGACAGGACCGAUUCCGGCGAUAAAGCAAGCUGUUGCAAAAGCAGGCUGGUCACUGGAGGAUGUGGACUUAUUUGAAAUCAAUGAAGCCUUUGCAGCCCUCUCUGUUGCAAUAACUAAAGAACUUGGACUAAACCCAGAGAAGGUCAACAUUCAAGGAGGGGCCAUAGCCUUGGGCCACCCUCUUGGAGCAUCUGGCUGUCGGAUUCUUGUCACCCUGUUACACACAAUGGAGCGGAAGGGCGGGCAUCGUGGUGUGGCUGCCCUGUGCAUCGGGGGUGGGAUGGGAAUAGCCAUGUGUGUUCAGAGAGGAUGAAAUUGUUAACCAGUCAUGCAGAAGCUAAAGUGAAACCUGCCCUCUUCUUAAGCUAACAAGGUACUAAGUUAUAACCCGUGAAGCCAGAGGACCAAAGUGAGGAUGGAAACCCACCUCACUCUCAUGAGAACCCAAGGCCGGAGAGCUCAGCAUUUUUAUUAAUGUGUAGUACUCGAGGUACAAGAUAACUGCAUCUUAACAUUGUCAUAAAUAAAAGAGAAAGGAGAUCAGUCAUCAAGGG